GCCGCGCUCUUUUGUCUCUGGCUGGAGCUGCAGGAGCGAGAGACGUCCGGAGCAGAAAACCACUGCGGACGAGGCUUCUCCAGACCAGAAGAUGGCAGACAAGCCAGACAUGGGGGAGAUAGCGAGCUUCGACAAGGCCAAGCUCAAAAAGACGGAGACGCAGGAGAAGAACACUCUGCCCACCAAAGAGACAAUUGAACAGGAGAAGCGGAGUGAAGUUAACUAGAUUCUUGGUGAGACGCACGGCGAAGGGACUCCCCACUCCCUACCCCCGUCCUGGUUUGGAGGGAACGUAGCCACCUGAAUUACCCACAUUUAAAGGCAGGAUUCGCUGAGAAAGAGGGCCAGCCACUUGGGCAGUCACGCAUCCACGAAGGGUUCCUCACUGGACUUCACAAUCUCGAACUUCCACAUCCUACCCAGAUUGCCCUGCGAUAUUCUAGAAAGUUAUUUGUAUGACCGAUGAAAAUAAAGAUUAUAUUGUAAAAUG
Trichosurus vulpecula (common brushtail) is the source of this 490-nucleotide messenger RNA. RefSeq names its product thymosin beta 10 (gene TMSB10). Lineage: Eukaryota; Metazoa; Chordata; Mammalia; Diprotodontia; Phalangeridae. The record is from RefSeq and is a predicted model, not a curated record. The transcript is spliced from 3 exons. Gene Ontology annotation, cellular component: cytoplasm. The coding region runs from base 92 to 226 and encodes 44 amino acids. Gene Ontology annotation, biological process: regulation of cell migration; actin filament organization. Gene Ontology annotation, molecular function: actin monomer binding.